This is a messenger RNA of Vitrella brassicaformis, 3699 nucleotides long. The record is from the annotation of a GenBank genome assembly. NCBI's taxonomy places the organism in Eukaryota, Vitrellaceae.
CGUACGCGCGCACACACACGAGCAUAGCAAACACGCCGCGCUAUCUGCACAGGUAUUGACUGACACACCUUUUCAUGAGGUGCAUUUCUUCGACCGGCUCAUCAAUCCGACAAUCCAGCCACCAACCAACAUCAUCCGCCUAAUCCUCCAUCCUCGCUCUUGACGCCCAGCAAAGCAAACACACGUACCCACAUCACACCACCUAACCUGCCUCAUCUAUCUGCGCUUGCCCUUUCCCUUUCUCUGGAUAGCCCAGUGAGGCCGCUUCUUGAUGUUGUCAGCCAGGCGAGCCAGCCUCUCCUUCCUUCUGCGAAUCUUGGCCUCUUGCGCAUCGACCUCAUCAGACGAUCCUUCGGUGUCCUUGUCGGCCUUGUCGCCGUCCAUACCUCCCUCCUGCGUUGAUUUGAGUGAGGGGUAGAUAGACACAGAGCGACGUGUGUGCGUGUGUGUGUGUGUGUGGAUGGGUCGCCCACCCAUUCACCUGUGAGCCGUCUGAUCCGCUGUCGCUGUCGGGCUGUGCAUCGCCCUCGUCAGACUCUUCUUCAGUCCCUGAUCACACAUAUAUACACACAUGGCACAUGCAUCUGUGUGCCAGGCGUAUGUCUUCCUCACCUCUGAGUUUCCGCUCGUAUUCCUCGACUGAGAUCUUGCCUUGCCGCAGCUUCUUGGCCAGACGCUCUGUACAAAAAAACAAGGCAUCACGCAUUGAGAAUCGAUGCGCCCAUCGUUUGUGUGGAGGCUGCCCACCCUCCAGCGCGAGAUCUUCCCACUCGGCGGCAGCACGCUUCCUGAGGAAGGAGGAACACGAUGAAUGGAGACGCAUAGAUACGCGCGUACGUGCCCUCUUGGUGAGUGGUGGCUAUCUGGCCGGCUGUCUCAAACACCCACCUCUUGGCCCUUCUCUUCUCCCCGCGUGUUCGAUACACCUUGCUCUCCUCACACUUCUGUUCGUCUUUUGCCCGCUUCUCGACAGCCCUGACACACACACACACACACACACAGAGACAGACAGACAGACAGAGAGAGAUUCUGUCAAGUGGCGCUUGAGAAAGGGAUGGCAGUUGGCCUACUUCGCCUUUGUUCUGUCCUUUUUGGGGUCGGUCUGGCUGCUCUCCAUCGCUUUCGCCUCUCGUUUCUUGCGCAGCUGCUCCUGCCGCUGGGCCUCACGGUGGGGGUCCUACUCACACACAAAUGGAAUGAAGGGCAGGUUGUGUGUGGGGCCAUUGGUUGCACCGCCGCCUCGCAGAUACCUUGAACGCAAUGGUGCUGGGGUCGACGUCACUCUGGACGAAGUUGUCGAUCGUGCGACCUGAGUGACACAGGCACCGAGAGAGCACAUGGGUGGGUGCAUGUUCGCGGUGUCGUGCCUGCAUGUGUGGUCACCUACCGAGGAUUUCCUUGACGCGUGGAAUACGCAGGAGGGCGAACGAGGAAGCCAGGUGGCCGAUCGACAAACUCUGCACAAGGCCAAUUGAGGAAAAAGAAUGCAUUCAAAUAAAACAGGCUGUGCGCAGCGCAGGCCGUGUGGUGUUUGUUGUACGUGCCUGGAAUGGGAAGAUGUAGGCGAGCUGGUGCUCCUUGUACGCCCGCACAAACGAUACAAACGCCGCAGAGGCCUUCUCAAGCACCGCACGAUCCUAACCGACACACACACGCGCCACCAUAUGCAUGCAACCCCUCCCUUCCUGAAUGGAUGGAUGGAUGUCCCACAAACCUCCAUGAGCACUUGCUGCGCGUCUCUCAGCGUGCUGGCGGCCUCCUCGUCCUUGAUCAGCUGCUGCUCGGAUGAAAGAGAGGAGUCGUCUGGAGGUGCCUUGCGCUUCUUCCUGGCCGCCACCCCUGCAAAAGCGCUCUUGAGCCGACUGGACGCAAAGUCCGCAAGCUCCACCUAUGUAUAUCCAAGGAAAGGACAGUGGCAGGGAUGGAACCAGACGCAUGAACCCCCUGUGUCGUUUGGCCGACCUUUCUUCUCUGGAGGAAUGGAAUGUAGGCCGUCUCCUCGGGCAGGAGCAUCACCAGCGACCGGCCUGACCGGCCCGCACGCGCAGUGCGGCCGAUCCGAUGGAUAAAGAACUCGGGAUCCUGCAUCCAUCCAACCAACCAUCCAUGUAUGCCCCAAGUGUCGCCCUCUAAUUCUCACUCACCUGUGGAGCGUCAUAUUGGAUGAUCCAGUCAACGUCCGGCACAUCGAUGCCCCUGGCCGCCACGUCCGUGGCCAGCAGAAUGCCACGGGAGCCGUCGACGAACUGCUGGUAUGUCUUCUGCCGACCCUUCUGGGCCAUCUGGCCGUGCAGCCGAUAGAUUGGGUAGUUGGCAAGGGAGAAGGGGUGCUGUCCUGAGGUCUGUUCGCUUGGUAUGGGUGCGGCGGAGUUGGUGUUGGCGUCAUGUCGUUUGGUGAGCUCGAGGAGCAUCUUGUGGAAGAAGUCGACACACGCGCAUGUGAGGAAGAAGACGAUGCACUUGCCCUUGCUCUCUGGCAAGAUCGUCCUGACGGUAACGCCACACACUUACACCAUUAUACGGGCCCGCCCAUAUUCCCUCCAUCCCAUAUCCACUCACCUGAAGAAGCGCAUAAGGAAUGCCAGCUUCUGAUCGCUCCUCAUGUAGCAGUAGUAGUUCUCAAGUGUCGUGGGCGUGCUGUGCGUCACUGCACCGCCGGCCGCAUCCUCGCCGUCCUGCUUGUCGUCUUGCUGUUGGGCUUUGGGUCGGUCGACCUUGACGCAGAUGUGCACGGGGUUCCUGAGGCCUGCCUUGAUGAGCUGGUGGAGGGCGGUCGUCAGGGUGGCCGAGAAGAGACCCGUGCGGCGCUGUUUUGGCAAACGGCCUGAAACACGGCAUGGAUGGCUGCUGUGUGCAUCAUCGAUCCAUCGUACCGAGAAUGUCUGACAGGUGCCUCUCGAACCCCAGGUCGAGCAGCCGAUCAGCCUCGUCCAUCACCAAAACCUCCAGCGACUUGAGAGUCCAAUCCUGGCACACACACAGAGUAGGCACAUGCAUCCGUGUUUCUCGCCGCCGUCUGUAGGCCGGUCUGUACCCACGUCGGGGUCGCUGAGGAUCGUCAGCAGAUGGCUGAGCCGCCCAGGUGUGGCCACAAUGAUCUCAAGCGACCUGUCCGUCGCGGCCCCGCGGAUCUGCUCGCACUCUUGGUCCACCUCACGCCCACCGGUGACCAGCCACGCCCUCAAAUGCCCGCCAUACCCAUGCCCGUCAGCCACGUGCCUCAUUAAGGCAGACAGCACCUCAUGAAUCUGCCCCGCCAGCUCCCUUGUGGGCGCCAGAACGAGGGCACCAAUGCGGAAGGUCGCCAUCGCCACACCGCUGUGCGUUCGCUGCCGCUUGGGCGCGUCCGAUGCCGCGAGAGUUUUGAGGAGCAUCUCGACACACGGGAUAAGGAAGGCGAGUGUCUUGCCGGAGCCGGUGAUGGCCUCCACGCAGACAUCUUUGUUGUCGAGGAAGAGAGGGAUGGUGAUGGCCUGCACGGGCGUCAUCUUGAUGAAGCCUUGGGCGGCGACGAAGCCGAGAGUGGCUGGACUGAGGCCUUUGACGUCCUCCCAGCGACGGGAGGCCUGCUGUGGCUGUGGACGGGAUGAAGAGUCUGACAUCGAUGUAUGUUGGAUGGAUCUCGAUUUAGAGAAUUGCCGAUGAGUACCUCGGUCCUCCUGCGCCGUAGAUGCGACCUUUACUUGGCUGGGUGCGCAC